Messenger RNA from Didymosphaeria variabile, 723 nucleotides. RefSeq lists its product as uncharacterized. The record is from RefSeq and is a predicted model, not a curated record. Bases 1 to 723 code for a protein of 240 amino acids. NCBI's taxonomy places the organism in Eukaryota, Fungi, Ascomycota, Dothideomycetes, Pleosporales, Didymosphaeriaceae. The transcript is spliced from 3 exons.
AUGGACGAUGCGACUCUGACCCGCAAGAUCCGCGCCUUCCUCGACUCAGGCGAGAUGAAAGUUGGCGAGUUCCAAAAAGCCAUCAACGUGACCAGCAAUGCGUAUUCGCGCUUUAUGGGUCAGAACGGCCCAGAGAAAGGGUUAGAAAGCUCGGUGUACGAUGCUGCGUGGGCGUUCUUCAAGAAGCGGGAGUUGCGAGGGAUCAAGAUGCCCAAGAAGCAGAAGACCGCGGCUGGUGCGGGACCAGCUGCGUCAAAUAGCGGUGUACCGAGUGUCGAGGGGAUUGUGUUGGACGGGGAGAUGGAGGAGAAAGUGCCUGUCUUCGACACAUGCGACGAUAUCCGGCGCAAGAUAAAUGCGCAUCUCAAGCUUCUGGGUGUGACACAAGCCUCCUUCCUUCGCAAUGUCAUGGCGCAAUUCCACCCUGAGCGUCGUGUGCAGUCCAGCCAGCUUGCCUCUUUCCGCUCCAAGAAGGGUCCGUAUGCUGGUAACACCUCAUCCGUUUACUAUGGCGCUUAUGUGUAUUUCGAAAAACUCAGGAUCAAGGAGAACAAGCCCAAAGGGAAGAAGCGAGAGGAGAUGGAGAGGCUGUACGCUGCAGAGGGUGGUAUCGAUCGCAAGCACAGCCACAAUUGGUACACUGUGAUGCAGGGCUCAUCCGUACACGAGGAUCAGUAUGGCAGGAUUCAUAUUUCAGGACCAAGGGAGAACCGUGUCUAUUGA